GGGAUGAAGCAACUGUGCUGUUCCUGUCUGUUGUGGCUUGGACUCCUACUGGCUCCUUUCUCCCUGGAACAAGAGGUCUCCAUACCCAGGAAGCUGUGCGGCAGGCACCUGCUGAUAGAAGUUAUAAAACUCUGUGGCCAAAGUGACUGGAGCCGGUUCGAGAUGGAGGAGCAAACUCCUAUGACACAGUUCGCUCCCCAGUACUCAAGGAAGGUCAAAACCUUUAACCCUCACCGCUCUUCCUCUGCCUGGGGAAGAUUCACAAACCCAGUCCCUGCAGGUGCCUCCCAGGAGAAAGCAACACACACUUGGGAACCUCAGCCACUGCCCGACUAUCAGUUUGAGAAGGCGGAGUUGCUUCCUAAGACAAGAGUGUUCUCAUACCACAGGGGCAAGCCCUAUGCUAAGAGUGUAAAACUUCAGAAGAGAAGCACAAACAAAAUGAAUACCUUCAGCAGUUUACACUGGGGGAAUCAUCCCCAAAGGAAACGCAGAGGUUUCGCAGAUAAAUGCUGUGUUAUGGGAUGCACCAAAGAAGAACUGGCCGUUGCGUGUCUCCCAUUUGUUGAUUUUUAAGCCUUAACGAAUAAACAAACAUCACUGUACAAACUGUCGUAGAAACUAUGCUCACUUAAUAAAAGCUUACUAAAUCUAA
Grammomys surdaster is the source of this 655-nucleotide messenger RNA. RefSeq names its product insulin like 6 (gene Insl6). The record is from RefSeq and is a predicted model, not a curated record. Lineage: Eukaryota; Metazoa; Chordata; Mammalia; Rodentia; Muridae. Gene Ontology annotation, molecular function: hormone activity. The transcript is spliced from 2 exons. Gene Ontology annotation, cellular component: extracellular region. The coding region runs from base 4 to 576 and encodes 190 amino acids.